Rotaria sp. Silwood2 is the source of this 1476-nucleotide messenger RNA. The record is from the annotation of a GenBank genome assembly. Lineage: Eukaryota; Metazoa; Rotifera; Eurotatoria; Philodinida; Philodinidae.
AUGGUUCUUCAACGCGCUCCACAAAAGGCGAUCGUAUGGGGUUAUGGUGAUGGUUUAAAUGUGUCGAUCAGUUUGAAGAUAAACGAAAAGAUUUAUCAUACGAAGAACUAUUUAUCGUCAAUUCAUUCAUCAGAUGAAAGUAUCUGGUCAGUGACACUCGAUGCCGAAGGUGAAGAAGGUCCAUUUGAACUUGUUGCUACAGAAACAUUCUCGAACGGAUCACGAAUAUCAAUUAGGCUCCAUGAUGUUCUUUUCGGAGAUGUUUGGCUAUGCGCCGGUCAAUCGAAUAUGGAAAUGUCUGUACAAAAAAUUUUUAAUGGCUCAAUUGAGAUUGAAAAUGCUGGAAAAUAUCCAAAAGUGAGAUUAUUUACAGCAUCAAGGCAGCAAUCAACAAAACCUGAAGAAGAACUUUUGAGUGUUGCACUGAAUUGGUCGAUUGCAUCACCGAAGAGUGUUGGUAGUGUUUAUGCAUCAGCAGUAUGUUGGCUCUAUGGUCGUAUGAUUCAUCUAGGACUUGACGAUAAGCGACCAAUCGGUCUUGUUCAUGCAUCUUGGGGUGGUACAGCAAUUGAAAUGUGGUCACCACCUCAAGUACUAAAAGACUGUGAUGUUGUAAUAGAUAAGCAAAUAGAACUUGAACAUAGUGAUGAAACAGACUUUAAACUUGAUGCAAGAUUGAAUGAUUCAGUUUUAUAUAAUGCAAUGAUUUAUCCAUUUACACGUAUGGUUAUUAAAGGAGAAUUCUAUGUAGGUGAAGCUAACGUUAAUUACAACCGCGAUAAAUAUCAAUGUACAUUUCUUAAAAUGAUUCAAUACUGGCGACGCAUAUGGCAAAAUCGUACGCAGUUCAUUACUGAUCCGACAUUUCCAUUUGGUUUUGUUCAAUUAUCAACAAGAGAGAGAACAGGCAAAAUUAUAGGUGGAUUUCCUUGGAUUCGAUGGCAUCAAACCUUUGACAUAGGAUAUGCUCCUAACAGUGCUAUACCUAAUGUAUUUAUGGCAACAACUAUGGAUUUACGGGAUGAUGGCGGAGGUAUUCAUCCACGAACGAAACUUGAUGUCGGAUAUCGUCUAUCUCGAUCUGGUCUUGCCAUUGCUUAUGGUCAAAAAAACAUCAAUUAUCAAGGACCAAUUGUAAACGAAAUAGAAAGAGAUAGUGAUGAUCGAGUCAAUGUUACGUAUUUGAGCACUUUCUCAUCUUCUAUUGAAUUGCGCAAUCCUGAAGGAUUUGAGAUAUGUUGUCAAGAAAAACAAAUGUGUAUGUCAAAUGAGACAGUUUGGAUAGCUGCACCAGCAAAUUACGCCGCAAUAUCACCUAUCACCGUCAAGCUUACAGUACCAAUAGUAUGCCUGUCUAAAUCAGUGCAUGGUGUUCGCUACUUAUGGAAAGAAACACCGUGUCUAUUUAAACAGGCUGCCGUCUAUAGUACAGCUGAUUCGAAUUUACCUGCUCCACCUUUUAUUCAGCUUUUUUAA